This is a messenger RNA of Arachis duranensis, 776 nucleotides long. RefSeq lists its product as uncharacterized. The transcript is spliced from 3 exons. Gene Ontology annotation, cellular component: endoplasmic reticulum membrane. Gene Ontology annotation, biological process: intracellular sphingolipid homeostasis; ceramide metabolic process; negative regulation of ceramide biosynthetic process. Bases 98 to 571 code for a protein of 157 amino acids. The record is from RefSeq and is a predicted model, not a curated record. Lineage: Eukaryota; Viridiplantae; Streptophyta; Magnoliopsida; Fabales; Fabaceae.
GAACAAAAUUUAUUUAGUAGGUUGGAAAUUGAAUCCGCAACCAACAAGAGAAGAAGAAUAUCAUUGAUUGAUCUGAAUCAGAGAGAGAGAGAGAGAGAUGGCUAAUCUGUAUGUGAAGGCGGUGCCACCGGCGGAUCUGAACAGGAACACGGAGUGGUUCAUGUAUCCAGGGGUGUGGACCAGCUACAUCCUCAUCAUCUUCUUCGCAUGGCUUCUCGUCCUCUCCAUCUUCCACUGCACCCCCGGCAUCGCCUGGACCAUCAUCAACCUCGCCCAUUUCGCCAUUACGUAUCACUACUUCCACUGGAAGAAAGGAACCCCGUUCGCGGAGGACCAAGGGAUCUACAACCAGCUGACGUGGUGGGAGCAGAUUGACAGCGGCAAACAGCUCACUCGUAACCGCAAGUUCCUCACUGUUGUCCCCGUCGUUCUGUACCUCAUUGCGUCCCACACAACUGACUACCGACACCCCAUGCUGUUGUUCAACACCCUGGCUGUCAUUGUCCUCCUCAUUGCCAAGUCCCCCAAUAUGCACAAGGUCAGGAUUUUCGGAAUCAAUUCUGACAACUGACUCUCUUCUUCUUGUAAUGUUUUGCUGCCUUUUAGGUAUAAAAUCCAAUAAAUCUUUUCACUUUUUUAUUUUUUUUUCUCAACUACUCACUCUGCCUGCCGCCUGGCCCAUUCAACUAGAUCAAACUAAUUGUAUUUCCAUCACAAAACUAUGUAUGUGUAUCUUGUCAUUUGAAUUUAAUUCAACUUGUGUUACUUCUCAAUAA